This is a messenger RNA of Bursaphelenchus okinawaensis, 9195 nucleotides long. NCBI's taxonomy places the organism in Eukaryota, Metazoa, Nematoda, Chromadorea, Rhabditida, Aphelenchoididae. The record is from the annotation of a GenBank genome assembly.
AUGGAUACAUCAUCUGAUGAAUUUGAAUUAACAUAUAAUUUUCUAGAGUACACAGUAAGUUUACAAAAUGCUUUUCUUAGAUUUUGUUUAGUUGUUAUACUUAUUUUCUUGAUUUAGCCAUUAGAAUGGGCACAGAAACUAAAUCAAGUACUGGUUGACUUGGACGACCGUGGAUGUCAACCUUUUCAGCUGAAAUGGGAUGGAGUGCCACCAAAAGUUGUGUAAGUUAAUAUUGUAUUGACUUUUAUUUUUAUUUAUCUAAAGUUUGUGGUUUUCAGCAGAUUUUAGAUACGAAAGGAUAAAGAUUUUGAUAUAAAGUAUAUAAAGAAUGAUUUCAGCGAGAAUUGUCGGUUUCUACAUUAUGCUACAACUUUUCUUAUGAUGUCAUCGGACCGAAGGGAGAUUUCUUUGUUGUUUAAUGUAAGAUUUAACAUUUAUAUUGAUGCACAUGCGUUUUUGAUAUUAAUAUUAUUUAUAUUCAGGCACAAAGCUCUCGAGAUCUUUCUUCAGCUGGAAAUGGCUUUGAAAUCUUCAGACAAGAAGGUCAGUUUAUAUUAAUAUAUUAUUCUGUUUUUAGUGAAGAGGUACGAUUACUCAGAGAAGUGUAACAGUGUUUGGCACACGGAUUCGAUCGCCUACAGAUGCUUUACAUGUGCUCGGAAUCCAUGUAAGUUAUUUCUAUUAACUUUUAUUGGAAAAUACGUUAUUCUGUAUUUGUUUAGUUUAAAAAUUAUAAUUUAGGUAUGAAUAAACUAAUAUUUAGGUAUGUCUUUGUGUUCUGACUGCUUCGACGCUGCCGACCAUUCAGACCACGAUUACAGUCGCUUCUUUUCUCAAUCUGGUGGAGCUUGUGAUUGUGGAAAUAGUGACAUUCUAGAUCCGAACGGGUUCUGCAAGCAUCAUCAACAAGAUGUGCAACGGGUCGAAGCGCCAAAGUCUCUUAUGCUUUUUCCAGAAUUUAUUAUGACAAAGGUUCUUCUCAGGCUUGUUUCUACUUUCAGACAGUUUGUAAGUUGAAAUUGUAUAAAUAUUUUUGAACAUACUUAUAUUUAGGUAUGAAUUCUUUGUUGAUUUAGGUAAUUGUAUAUGAAAUUUACUUUUAGGGCUUUCUUUAUCGUUCAGCGAUAGAAAAUCGAACCAAAGGAUCUAACAAGUGUAUAGCGGAGCAAGUUUCUAAGAAUAUUAUGACCGCUGCUGACGAGUUUCUAGAGUUUUUGCAGGUAACAAUAGUUUUAAUAUUUAAAUUAAUGUUAUUUUUUAAAAUAAUUAUUAUUUGGGUAUAAUUAUAUCAACUUCUUUCAGGAAAUGAUUGAGCUGGGAAGGCCAACCAUCGACGUGUUAUCUAAAAUAAUCUGUGAUGAAAAGUUGUACGCGGGCAUGUUACCUGAUAGUAAACCUUUAGGUAUGUUAAUAUUUUUUUUUCGAAAAAUAUUCUGGAAGGUAUUAUAGCUUAAUUUAUUUUGUAAAUGGUAGUUUUAUACUGUUUAAAAAGAUGUUUAAUUAAAACCUGUUUUGAUUAAUAUAACGUUUACAGACGACCGUGAUGUCAAAGUGGCAGAAGCCGAAAUGAUCUUUAACAAGCACGGUCUUCUGCUGGCUGACAUUGACUCUAUGAAGGCGUCUCCUACUCCAACAUAUCUUUCAAUUGACUUCUCUGAACUUAACAUUGACUGCAAAUGUCUAUUGGACGAGUUGAUCUUCUACAUGGUCAGACUGGGCUUUCCACAGACCUUGAUCAACGUGCUUCUGACUCUACUGCCUAACAACGAGAUGAAGGAAAGGUUCUCCUGUCGAUUCUUCGAGUGGUACGGGUUGAUCGAUGGUCUGAUGUACGAUGUCAUGAACGAUGGGUUUGCCGAAGACAACUUCGAACCCAGUAAAAUAGCGUCGAGAGUGAUCCACGCUUCUGUACAAGUGAGUUGAUGAUAAGAGAAUGUUUGUGUAUAAGGGUAAAAAUUUAUAGUAAUAUUGAUUAAAUAAUUUGGUGUGAAGCAUCGUAUAGUGGUCUGUUUUCAGAUUUGCUCAAGUAAAAAUGUAUGUAUAUAUCUCCAAAGAAAAGUAAAAAUUCUGCAACGGGUUCUGGAUUCGGCACUGAAAGUGAUCUACACGAGUUCUAUGGCAAUCGCUGCUCAUCACGGUACGGCCUUACUUUGUUUUUUUACUGUGUUUGUACAGAAUUAAAAUUAUUUUAUUCACGUACAUGGGAAAAGGAAAAGGCAGCCACCGGGCCUACCCUAGAGGUCCAUACCAGACAAUUAAGUGUUUUUAGCUGGCCAACUAAACAUUAUUAUUAUUAUGAAAGUAAGUUAUUUUAGAUAUUGAAUACUGCUACGCGCGAAAUCCAGUUCGAACUACAGAUCCUGACAGUUGGCAGGUCUUUAAUUUGAAUGGAAAUCGCUUUUUCUCCCGGUUUGGACACUGGUACCUGACUACGGAUCUACAGAAUCUUUUUGCUCAUAUCGAAUUGUGUAGAGAUGUGUUUAGCGACGAAGAUCUCACCAGACGCUAUCUAGCGUUGUUAUCGGCUAUACAAGGUAAGAUUACGACAAGUUUAACAGUUUUACGUAAAAUUAUUUUUUAAAUUUGACUAUUUUAUGUUUUGAUUUAAAAUUUAUUUUUUUUGUUAUGUAACCUUACACUGCUUGAUCUUUAGGUGCAAAUGUGUUGUGGAGGAUCGUGGAUGGAGAUCACAUCGAAACAGACUCUUCUCAUCUGAUGCAACGUUACUUUACUGUAGAAUGGGAGGUGAAUGCUAUGUUGUUGUUUAGUUCCGUGGGUAGAAUGACUGAGCAAGAUCUUCCUGAACUACGUCGUUUUGGAACGUUACUUCAAGAACAACUGCAAGUAAGUAUUAGGGUGUUAACUAUAAUAUGAUGACAUUUACUGCAAUAUUUAGUUGACAUGAUUAUUUUGUCUUUUUAGAAAUGGUUUGAUGCCAUUGGACUAACUCAAAAUCACAUUCGAGUGCCGCCUUUCUACUGCACUUCUCAUCUACCUCUACACAGACAACUCUCGGCUACGGUGCUGCAGUACAUGAAGCUGACAAAAGAGUACGAUGUUAUGGACACACUUGGCGAAGAGUUCUUGGCUUGUCUGUUUAUCAACCCUCUCAAGUUACAGGUAUUUAAACAUAUUCAUGUCAUAUUCAGUUAAACUUAAAAUAUUUAAAUUUUAACACUAGUUUCUGUAAAUUAGAAUUGACUUAAGUUUUUUUGUUUUUUCAACUUUUGAAUUUGAAAUACAUAAUUUUAGGUAAUGGUGGCUGAAUACUUUGCUAAAAUGUGGGUCAGGAAUGGCAACAUGAUUAGGAAUAAUGUAUAUUUGUAUUGUCAAACAGCGUUAACUAAUGGUUUCAAAGACUUGGACCUAAGUCUUAUGAGGUAUGGUCUUAUUUCUUAUAGUGUAUGUGAUAGUUUAUAGUUAAAAAGUUUUGAUACAAACCAUUUUGUUUAAUGUUUUUUUCUCUGUAAUAUUAUCAUUUUUUUAAAGAUUGGUAUGCUCAAAACUGGACGGGUGGAAGGUGAUGGAGUUGAUGUUCGACGUGUUCCACGUCCACGAUUGCCUCACCUUUCCUCCGGGUAUCUCAACGAUCAAGUCACCUGAAAGAAACGUUGUCAUCACUCAGAGGGACUGGAUCUUCCCCAUGAUCGACGGAUUCUUGAAGCUGUUUCUGGAGAUUCUACUCAUCAAAUCAUACGUAGAAAUGGAUCUUGAGGAUGAGGUCAAGGCGGAAGUUGUGCACAUCCUCAGCACGAGUCAACAACCGUAUUCAAAGUUGCGACAGAAUCUACCGGACAGAGGAUCUGAUUUUAACGAACUGGUCAACGUUUGUUUCGAAAAAGUGGUUAAAAGUGUAGGUUUUAGGCUUGUUUAUCUUGAUAUGUUUGAGAGACUAUUUGGUGAUUUUUGCACAUUUUUUACUUUAUUUGCUUGUCUUUAAACAAAUGUUAUUUUAGGUAGCUAGGUUUGAGCAACCAGACCAAGGAAACCAGAUUCAGCAGGGAAUGUACAUUCUGACAGACGAUGCCUGGUACAAUGAUGUAGACAUGGUGCGAGCCAGAUUCCGAGCCAGUAGUCCUCGCGAGUUUAAUGCAUUGAUCAUGAGGAUGGAGCUGGUGCUUCGAGAGAAACUGAAUAACACUCACGAUGCUCGCUUUGUCUGGCCUACCUUUCCGAUCCCUGAAUUUGGUCCAACCAUGAUUGACACCCACCACCUAUUGCUACAUCCAGCUCCUUUGUGGGUCUGCCGUUUUGUGGUUGACGUGUACCUGGUGUAUCCUCGAAGUGUGACCAUGUACGUGCUACAACAGUCCAUCUACAUUCUUACGUUGAUGGUGGUCUACGCUGUGAAGUGUACGACUCCAGAAGCCUUCAGAUAUCUGGGUAGUUGUCUUGAUUAUCACUCAGACGUUUUUCUACAGUGCGGUCAGUCGUCGGCCGAAGGAUUGACAGUGGAAUCUGGAUUGGCUUUGUUCUUCUCACUUUUCAACGAGAACGGAGUUCCGUUUGCAAUUACUUCUGCAGGGUCUGCUACUGACAGGGAGUGUUUGACGUCACAGUUACUAAAUCUGUACCGGACGUUACAUGGUCAGGAGUUUCAAGAAGCCGAUCCAGCACAACGAGACCGUGAACUUCUGAAGUUGUGCAUGAAGAACGUUGAAACAAGGAAGAUUCUGGGUUCUGGAACGGAAUACGUGGCACGAUUGUUAUGUUAUCUUUACAAUUAGUAAGCAUUGCUUGUUUUAGUUAGCUUUUUUUAUUUUUGAAGAGUUUAUCUUUAUUAAUCCUACAAUUUCAGUGAUUCAUUGUCUCGAAUGAUACUUGAAGAGAAACUGAGGGCAGCGGAUUCUCUGGCAUCGUCACCUAUGGUUAGCAGCUCGUUGGAGAAGAAGAACGACUUCUUGACUAAGAAGAUGGCUGCCAGGAAGCGACAGAUGGAGAUAAUGAAGAGCAAGAAGGCCCAGAAUGAAACCAGGAUGGCCAAGUUGAUGAAAGAAGAAGGCAUGAAGGAGGAUGACAUCAAGGAAUCUUCAUCACAACGCUUUGACUGUCCAAUUUGCAACGGAUCUCAGGGAGUGGAAGAUGUCUUCGGUCUUUUUGCUUACAUUCAGACCACUUCAGGUACGGGUUGCUGGUUUAUUAAAUUAUAUAACAUAUUUUUUGUGUUAGUACAAGGCAUUCUUAAAUGUAUAAUAUCAAUUUAUAAGAUUAAAUUACAGUAUCUAACGGAAUGGUCCACAAAGACAAUGUCAUGUUAGAUCCGGAGAACGGAUUGGCUCAAGGAAAGUUCGACCGAUACUGUAUCUGGGAGAAGUCGGCGAGUGCUGUGUAUGGAGACAGCUACCCCGGUAACACUAUCACACAUAUCUCAACUGGAGAACUAAAGGCUUGUGGACAUUAUUCUCACAUGAAGUGCUUCGAGAGAUACAAAGCCAGUGUUCACGUAGGUUGUUUACUAGUUUAAAGUACUCUGGAAAUAUGUUAUAUUUAUGCCCUAAUUCAAGUUCUUAUGAACUUUUAAAUAAUUAACUAGAAAUUAGAGCUUACUGUAUUGUUCUUUAUGUUUUGGGUACUAGUUAUAAUAUUAGGUGCCGGCAAAAGUUUUUCCACUAUUUUUCUAAAAUUUACCAAAAAAUUAUAGACAGUUCUAGAAGUUUCUGUUGAUAACCUAUAUAAAGAGUUGUCCAAGGACUAAAAACUAUUGCAUGUUCAAGCAUUCUGUUGUUCACGCUGGUUCAGGAAACCAAGGUGAACCAUGACCAUGUUUGGGCAGUGUUGCUUCUCAAAUUCCGCAAUCCCGGCAACGCAACAAGAGCGACGAAGGAAAUAUGCAGUGCUGUAGGGCUUUCAGUUGUCUCUUACGACAUCACAAAAGUUUGGUUCCACAAGUUCAAAAACGGUGACUUUGACAUGUCUGAAAAGUUCGAUAUGGUAGACCAUCAGCGUUGAAGAAACCCCACCUUCUGAAGCUGAUUGAAGAAGACCCCAGACAAACCUGUACUCAUUUGACUGUAGAGCUUCAGUGUGAUCCUUCUACCAUAUUAACUAGACUUCACGACCUUGGAAGAUCAUGGAAAUAUGGUCAAGAGGUUCCACAUGAUUCCAACAGCGACCAGCUGAAACGCUAAGUGGAAGUUGCACUUAUUUGUUGAUGUUCCCAAGGACGUUUGCAUGGCUUGGCAAUUUGGUUACUGGGGAUGAGGAGUGAGUACUGUAUGUUAAUCACACCAGGAAGAAACAAUGGCUUGAACGUGGAGAACAAGGUACACCAACCCCAAAACCUGAUCUUCACCCACUGGAUAGGAUGAUCAGCGUUAGCUGGAACUCAACAGGUAUUGUGUACUAGGAAAUGUUACCACAUGGAACUACGAGCCCUGUGGAUGUCUACUGUAGACAAAUUAAAUCUGUUGCGGCGGCAUUGCAUGGUGAACAGAAUCGAACCUUCUUUAUUCAUGAUACUGCUCGCGCCUAUGUGACAAACUUGACCCAGCACAAGCUGAAAAGCUUCGGCUGGGCUGUGAUGCUAUAUGCACUGUACUCAAUUGAUGUGGUGCCUACAGAUUAUAAUAUGUUCCACUCUCUUCAAAAUCACCUGAACGCAACACACUUUAACAAUCGAGAGUAACUCAAAAGAUGGUGGGCUAACUUUUUCAAUUCUCAAACUCCAGGUUUCUGUAGAAGUUGAAUCCAAAUGCUGCCGAAGGAAUGGCAACAGGUCGUUGAUAAUAAUGGUACAUAUAUUUGUUCAUUAGUUGAUGUUCUUUUUUUUUAAAUAUUAAAUUUUGGUAAAAACAAAAAUCGUGGAAAAACUUUUGCCGGCACCUAAUAAAAAGAAAAACUUUUUUGAAAUCACUGUUUAGGAGAAUGGAAUUACUGUAAAACACCGCCUCAGCGUGCCGUGCCCAGUCUGUCGAAGCAAUGUGACAGGCCUGAUACCUCUGGAUGUAAAUUUCAUAGCUGAUCCGGCAGUAAUGGAAGAGAAAGUAGUCUUGGAUGACUCUAAAAUGGCAGAGGAUGGUGCCGUCUUCUUCCGAAGAGGUCAAACCCUCAUCAACCAAUGGAGUUUAUUGACACGGGUCAGUCCAAUUUUGUUUUCCGAUACUGUUUUUAAAAUUGGGAAUUAGUAAUCGGGUUCUGUUGACAUUUUUGAUUAAUCGCACGUCACCCGGGCCUACUAUAAUAUGUUAUAUUUUAAAUUUGCUGUUUUAUGUAUAUUAUGGUAAACUUUGUUUAAGGUUACUGUAUAUGCUUAUAGAGUCAUCAAAAAUAAUGUGAAUGUUUAGAAUUGCGAAAAUCAGCGUGAAAUGGCAAAUGCCUACGACAAUUACAAGAUGUUCUUGCUAAAACUGUCACAGCUGAACCAGCAAUUGGAAUCCACGAAUUCAGUGAACGGUAAAAGACUUUCGCAUCUGGCUGAGAUCACGAAUGCUCUGGAGAAGAAUCCUAUGAACGUCAGCUUGUCGCUACUCAAAAACCAAUUGGAUCGGAUAUCUCUGGUCACAUCACUCGGGUACAGCUAUCCUACUAGACUCAGGAAUCUCAUGACAAGUAAGUUGAUUUACAGAAUUGGUCUGAAAGUUCGUAGAAAGACAUUUAGGUUCAUUUAAAAUGCCAUUCUUGUAAUUGGGGUAUUCUACUAUUACUAAUCUGGAGUAUUAUUCGACACUUCUUGUGAAUUAACGAUACAAUGGCUAUUACAAUGUAAUUACAGUAACUUCCUUUUCAGAUAGUUUGUUUAAAUUGUCCCUUUGCUGUCUGGAAUCUACUGAAGAGAACAUGGAUAUGCUGAAGAGUAUCUGGGACAAACUUGAUGGCCAAUCGACCAAAGGUGUCCCCAUCUUGUUUUACGAUUCUACAAACUUGAUGUUGCUCAUGGUUUCUGUCAUAUCAGUCUUACCCAACAUUGACGUCGAGGAAAUGAAAGGUAACAAUUUUGCUUUGGACUCUAAUUGGUUGAUUAGUUAUUCGGUAUUAAAUUAUAUUUUUUUCAGCGUUUUACCGCCGAUGUUACUGUUUAUGUUUGGUGCACAACAGAUGUCGUUCUACGUUGUUGUACUACCUCAGAACUCCACGAACUCAACAUGGCUCUGUCAACCCCACUACUGAUGUGGUAAGUCGUGUCAUGUGCAUCUAUAUGAAGUUAUUAAGAGGAUGAAACCAAUUUAUUGUGAAUUAUUUUCAGCUUCUGGCGACCAUCAGAAGGUGCGACGAAGCCAUCAGAUUCUUCGACACCAACUUAACCAAACAACACAUCAAGUUCGGAGACCUGGCUACAGUAACCGACGAAACCGCCAAGAACUUUGCGACGUUCUCCUUGAACUUAAUGAUUGAAGCUGGUCUUCUGUCUCCAGUAGCCGAUGCCGCAUGUCAUGAUUGCACCUCGGUGGAAGACUUGUCUAAAGUAAUAUUGGGGCAAGUGGUACCGCAAGAAGACAUGAUGCAGCUGGUUGGAAGUCGGAUGGAACGAUGGCUUGAAGACGUGGGAACGGCGUUGAGGUCAGAAGACGGGAUUCGGGACAUCUUCGUGACCGAAGCCUGGUGGAAGCGACGAGAGUUGAAGGAGCCUCCACUCAACUUUGACUCUUUGUUCAACGUUUACUUCAAGUUCAAGUGUGCCAAGUGCGAAGACGCCCCGGCUCAGCCCUUCAUCUGUAUGGCGUGUGGGAUGACGGUGUGCUUCGACGACUGCUGUGACGUCACGGUGGAAGGAAUCGCUAAUCAAAUAUCAGAAGUAGAACAAGUGAGUGUUACGAAAGGACUUGAACUACUUUUUGUUUUCUCUUUUAAAGCUGAAUGUUAAAGACAACGGCAAGAAUAGUAGAUGAUGUUUUCUGAACUCCUAAAUCUGAAAAAAACUUGAAAUAAUAUUACACUUAGUCAUACAAAAAAUGAUUUCAGCAUACCCAUUCGUGCACAGCAGGUGUUGGCUGUUUCCUAUCCUUAACAUCGACGAUGAUUGUCAUCAUUCACGGCGGGCUGUGCAAUUUUUGGGGGUCCAUCUAUCUGGAUGACCAUGGCGAAGAAGAUCGUAACCUGAGGAGAGGAAAGAAGCUGACCUUGUCCACCACCAGACUCAGACGUCUGACCGAACUAUGGGUUACUCACGACUUCGAUCGGAGUUUGGGUAACAGAAGCUGGUUCCCAGUCGAACAUCUGCCUCACAUCCUCAAGGAAUGUCAUUUGUAUCCUGGAUAA